GGUUCAUAGAUCGACACUCAGCCACUGAGCCGCACUGGCUGGGCCCCACUUGCUUUUGUAAGAGGACUGAUCGGUCUUCAUUGGUGUGAGUGGAGGCAAGGAAGCUCUCAGCAUUAAUAUUUUCCAUAUCGUUCUGAAAGUUUGACUAGAAUGUGUGAUAAUAUAGGAAUCUCGAUGAUUAAUGUAAACUUUUCUUAAUACGUCCAUGCAGCAUGCGAUUUUUUACUGUGAACAGAUACAAAUACUGCAGUGUAUAAUUUGCAAUAGAGACGGUAACUUAGAAUUGAAAUGCCUACACGUACCAGUGGAUGUACUAGGUUCUUUCCGUCUGUUCCCCCACCAAGUGCCCUCGUUAUCCCAGUGAAACCAGGGGGCUGCCAGCAAACGCUUAAAGCUGGACAACCAAGUUGGAAGCAGAGAGGGCGCCUCCAGAAAGGAAUCUUGCAAACAAAGCUGGGACUGGGGCUGGUGGUGUGUGGUGUGACCUGCUCGGAGCACUUGUGUUGGGUGCUCUCUGGAGAGAAAGCUUUGAGGAAGGAAGACCUCCCAGGGGCCCAUGAAAUAAGCUGGGCGAGUGCUGACCGCCCCGGCCCUCUGGGAGCAGAACUAACCACUAGAGUGUCUGUAUCUUCCGAUAAGAGUAACUUUUUUCUCUGCUUUAAUUUGAAAAGGUGGCAGCCUCCCCCGUCCCCUCUGCUGGCUCUGUGCACCUUUCUAGUUGCAGAAAAGCAUGCUGGGGACCGGUCCCCCUGGAAGCCCUACCUGGAGGUUUUGCCGAAGGCCUACACCUGCCCUGUGUGUUUGGAGCCGGAAGUGGUGGCUCUUCUCCCCAGGCCUUUGGAAGCGAAGGCCAGAGAGCAGAGGACGCGUGUACGUGAGCUGUUCACUUCCUCCCGCGGCCGCUUCUCCUCCCUGCAGCCUCUGCUCUCCGAGGCCGCGGCCAGCGUCUUCAGCUACAGGGCCUUCCGGUGGGCCUGGUGCACGGUCAACACCAGAGCCGUGUACAUGGAGCGGGGCCGGAGGCAGGGCCUGUCCGCGGAGCCAGACACCUGCGCGCUCGCCCCGUACCUGGAUCUGCUGAACAACAGCCCGGCCGUCCAGGUGAAAGCAGCAUUUAAUGAGGAAACCCGCUGUUACGAAAUCAGGACGGGCUCGGGCUGCAGGCGGCACGAGGAGGUGUUCAUCUGCUACGGCCCCCACGACAGCCGGCGGCUGCUGCUGGAGUACGGAAACCUGACGUUCGGAUGGGACGGGCCGUCCUGGAGGCUGCUCACGGCCCUGAAGCUGCUGUGUCUGGAGGCUGGAGAAUUUCCUCGCUGGAAAAAGGUCCUUCUUGGGGAGAGAAUUUCAGAUACAAAUGAGAAGACGAGUUUGGACGUCGCCCAGAAAAUAUGCCGUUAUUUCACAGAGGAAGCUAGUGCUAUGCUUCAAAAGGUUUCUCACAUGAAAGAUAAAGAAAUGGCGUUGAUACACCAGCUCACUUUGGUGGAAACGUUGUGGACAGAAGAGCUGAAGAUCCUCCGGGCAUCUGCUGAGACCCUGAGCGGUUUGCAGGCCGCUGUUCGUGACUCACCCACGUGCCUCCGAUCGCCUCCCCCGCUGGGUGUCACCCCCUCUGCAGGGUGUGAUGCCGGAAACACUGUACACUGAGGUUCGUUUUACCCUGAAUCCUUUUUAGAUCUUGGCUCUGGAUUUACACUCUUCACAGCGUUUUCACGCCUGUUAAUAUUCAGGACCUGGGGGCGGGUGUCAGAGCAGAAAUCAUUCCACAGAAGCCAAGGCUGCUGCUUAGAAACACGGGACAUUGUCGAAGCACAAGACGAUGCGGUGUUCCCUUCCGGAGCCUCUGGGCGCAGGACGAGCAGCUUCCACUUCGCCCAGCUGAACAUGCCGGGUCUCCAAGCGCCACAGCUGCCGGGGUGUGGGAGGCAGGAGAGGGAGUACUACCAGCCGCCGCCCGUCAUCUUUCAAUGCAGCAGCCCAUGCUGAGUAUGGGUUAAUCCCAAGCUCAAGUGCACGAGUUCUCGGCUCAGCCGGUCAGGGCCACGUGAGCGGCAGAACACACGGUGCUCGCCCUCAAGGCCUCCUGUGAGAACAAGCCCCACUCGCCCGCCUGCCCGCCCAGGCGUCUGAGGAGCAGAGCUGAGUCGGGCUCAGCAGUGAGCUGGAGACGCUUCCCUCUUCGUCCACUGGGUGGCGCGAGAGGCCCGCCGAGCCGGAGGGCUGGCUCCUCAAAAGCAGGCAGUUGUGUUCAGGUGGGAGUGGGAUCUGGACAAAGCAAAGCGACUGUGCUCCUGGGACAGAACGCUGGUGUCCCUGCUCUCCUGGGGCCUUGGCCUCCUUGGGUGAGAACAGGCAGCUACACAGCAGUUCAGGGCGAAGGGGCCUGGCCAGGGGUGAGGCUCAGAGGUGAGGGUCGGCGGUGGGGGGCAGGUGAUAAGACGCAGGACUGCCUGUCUGCCUACGACAGGCCAUAGGAAAUGUCAGUAUGGGGCACUUUUUCUCGAGCAGAAGAGAAUGCCUCAUCGCAGGGAGAGGUUUUAGUUCCAUGUCUUCGAGAGCAGGCAGACAGGUCCUGGCCAGACAGACAGGAAGGCUCACUUCCAAGGGUGUAAACUGAGCCCCCACCCAGAAGGGGGUCUGCUCCUGUGAUGGCUUCUGCCAGGUGUGUCCGGAGCCGGGAAGGAGCCUUCCUCUGACGGGCUGGCCGUCCGUCCUUAAAGGCGUGCGUUUGACGUGAGGACAGAGCCUCAAGGUCGAGGGGAGCGUGCCCAGUGUCCUUGGACUCCUGCAUCCACGUUGACUGACAGGCUCUGAUCCCAACCGGCUGGUGACAGGCGUGAGGUGGCCCCGCACAUCGCACAGUGACGAUGCGGCGGCCUCGUUUGAAACGAUCUCUUGGGUCUGCUGGGCCGUCCCAGGGCCCCGUUGUCUGUCCUCAGGUGGAGACUCGCUCACCUUACAGGCCCUUGGACCCUCUGUGCCACCUCUCCGUGGAUGCACGUCCCGGCCUCGCCUCGAGCGGGCGGCAUUCCAUGCAGAGCGCCUGCAGGGCCUGGCGAGGCCCCUGCUGCAGGCUUGAAGGUUCCCCUGGAACUGGGCACGGAGAGAGACCCACACGUGGCCGUCGGUCUGAUCGGAGUUGCCUGACGGUGGCGGCUGUUUGUCUGGAAGUGAUCUUGCUGAGGAGGUCGGGUGGGGUCAGGCGCUGUUUCUGAUGUGGUUUAACGUGCAGGUGAGGCUGGGAGCCAUGGCUCACGUGGGCUCGACAGGAGCUGUGAGAGGAAGGAUUCCGUCUCCAUUCAGGAGCAGGAGCAGGGUCCUGGCAGGGCCACGGAGCCCAUCUUCUUCCUUAUAAUCUGUCGUGGCAGGAGCCCCGGAGCUCACCUACAACCCGCUCCCCACGGCGGUCUGCAGCCAGCAGCGCCCGCGCCCCGGGAGCUCGCCUGUUAGAAAGGAGACUCACACCCUGGGCCUGCCGCGUCCAGUCUGCCCAGUGAUGGACGUCAGAAACGCUGCCUCGGGCCAGCUCUCCCACAUCUCCAGGGCCCGCGUGGGUGCGGGGCCAGCUCGGUGCCAGGCUGUGCCAUCCAUGCACGGAGUCCUCCUUGCCGGGCACCGUUCUCUCGAUGGGUGGGGAAAGCCUGGCUCAGGGGCCGGGGGCGAAGUCCCUGCCACAGUCAGCAGAGCCCGGGCUGAACCGAAGCAUCUCUGCGUAGACACCUUUGCAGCAGACGUUUCCGCGCAGACAUUUCUGCCUCAUAACUAACGGGCUGUGAGGCUUUUCUGCCGUAAGAGACAAUGACUGGCUGGCAGGUUUGUUGUCUGGCUUUAUUUCUCUGUUGACAAGCAGUCAGGUGCCGUAAAAGAGAUAAAAAUAGCUGCUUGCGAUUUGCUUUUCUUGUUUUGCUUCAUUUCUCCGUGGAUGAGGUUCUCACAGUCGCUCCUGUUUUAGGUUAGGUCACGUGUAGCUCUCAGCCAGCCCUUCACAUCGUUGGCACUUCUCCCCGAUGACAUGACUUCCCCAGGAGUUGGGGUCUCGUCCUGCAAGAGGACACGGGGAGGAGGAAGCGAGGCCAGGCCCCGAGGGCAGAGCCGGGCCCACGGCUCCCACGAAGGAGAAAGUGCUUCGGUGCCGUCCGUGGAACAGAGUCUGCUGUUUGUGCGGUGUUGCCAUGACUACAGUUUAAAUGUAGUCACAUAGUCUGCAUCCCACAGGAAACUUGAAUUUUGUUUUUCAUCUCUUCACGUUUCAUUAUGCCCUUCCAAACGUCCCUCUUUUCUGUUUCGUGAUUUUACCUUUUUAAUGGUAAAAGGUGACCAGUUAUGUGGCGAGGAGGUUUGCUGCAGGGAUGCGGUGGCCACGGUAUGGGCCAGAGCAUGUGGUGGGACGGACUUCUCCUGGCCCAUUUCUGGCCGCCGGGGUUCUAGCGGAGGAGGACACUUGGGGGGCUGGGGCGUGGGGAGGACCGGGCAGUGCCCUCUGCGCUGGCCGUGCCCGUUCUGUCCUGUGCUUCGGUCCCCGCAGCCGGCUGACAUGCUGCAGGCUCACAGGUGGAUGGAGCCGGCGGGGCUGCGGCAGUCUGGGGUCUGGGGGUGAUUUCAAGGCCUUGUGGGCGCCAUUAGGUCAGAUUUGUGCAGAGUGACGGAGCAGCCCCGGUGCCCUUCCUUUCUUUAUUGCGUGUUUUCUUUGUGAGGGGAAUAAAGAGCCGACUGCCUUUUAAGGGACAGGAACACUGAGUUUUGUCUUCCCAUCCCAUUACUGUCAGACAAGUCACCUGAGAACUCGGGUCACAUGGUCCGGCUUCAGGAGCGGCGCUCCCGAGAGGACGGCUCAGGGGCUCCCAGCAGACCGAGAAGAAUGCCUUUUAUCAUGUUCUGGUCUCUACCUCCCACUGUUUUAUUUCCCUUCCAGCAUCACUCAGCCCAAAUGGUAUUUGUCAGGAGUAAUUGGCGAGCGCCGGAGGCUGUGUUCAGUCUGCUUGAAUGGAAAAUCUCAAAGCGGUUGUCAUGUUGAAAGAAAAUACUACAUUUGAUCUUUUUUAUGAUUUCUGCAGACAUGGUGCGUGUCUGCAUUUUUAGCCUCCUGGCCCCUGUACAUUUGGGGGAAACGCCCUGCAGGAAGUAGCCCUUGGCAGUUCAUUCACCUUCUGCGGAGAAGUAACCCCGCACACGGGGAGUCACUUAGAAACAUGAUUUAUUUCCAUUAGGGGCUCCGGAGCCGCUGGCGUGCAGGUUGCUGGACACCCACCCAGGACGUAGGGCUUCGCGUCUCGUGUCCGUUCCUGCGAGGAUGUUUAAUCUUCUGGAUGAAACGGUGCCUGAGGGCGGUGGCAGCCAUCCUCCAGCCCUGCGCCGACCGGCCUCUCGCUGCCCCUUCCCGGGCAGGACGUCGGGCCCCCGGGGGAGACUCCUGGUCAGAGAGCAGAGCGGCGAGGCCGAGAGAGAGGCCGGGCAUGCAGACGGCCUCGCAGACGGUCCCCAGCACGGUGCACAGGACACAGUGUGGCGGCUUUCCAGGGGCACACAACCCCAUCGCAGGCACCUUCCUCCGUGUUCCCACGUGUAUCCACACACACCCUGAGGAGUACCCUCGCUGCGGCAGGUCGCAGAGCCGUGGGACAGACGCACCACCUCUUGUCUAGGGCGCUGGGCUGCUAAGUCAUGAGUCAUGAGUCACCACCGUGUUGUAGAAAACUCUAGAUUGGGGGUCAGCAAACUGUAGCCACUCCCUGUGUUUAUAAAUAAAGUUUUUUAAAAAUGG
This is a messenger RNA of Myotis davidii, 5764 nucleotides long. RefSeq names its product SET domain containing 4 (gene SETD4). The transcript is spliced from 5 exons. Lineage: Eukaryota; Metazoa; Chordata; Mammalia; Chiroptera; Vespertilionidae. The coding region runs from base 289 to 1650 and encodes 453 amino acids. Gene Ontology annotation, biological process: peptidyl-lysine dimethylation; peptidyl-lysine monomethylation; positive regulation of transcription by RNA polymerase II. The record is from RefSeq and is a predicted model, not a curated record. Gene Ontology annotation, molecular function: histone H3K4 methyltransferase activity; transcription coactivator activity; histone H3K36 methyltransferase activity.